Messenger RNA from Morus notabilis, 6670 nucleotides. Its product is annotated as DNA polymerase zeta catalytic subunit. Gene Ontology annotation, biological process: double-strand break repair via homologous recombination; error-prone translesion synthesis. Bases 297 to 6428 code for a protein of 2043 amino acids. The transcript is spliced from 24 exons. The record is from RefSeq and is a predicted model, not a curated record. Lineage: Eukaryota; Viridiplantae; Streptophyta; Magnoliopsida; Rosales; Moraceae. Gene Ontology annotation, cellular component: zeta DNA polymerase complex; nucleus. Gene Ontology annotation, molecular function: DNA-directed DNA polymerase activity; DNA binding; nucleotide binding.
UGGUCCAACUCCAUUCCAUUGCACUUGCUCUUGCAGAACAAGGAGACCAGGAACGGACGAGUGUUGUAAUUUUCAUAAACCUUGUGGACCAAAGUGACAAACUCGAAAAAGAGUACGGAGCAAGUUUUCCUUUCGGAAAAACCCAAAAUAAAAAGCCGUCUUUUUCUUGUUUGCGCCAAACAAGUUCGUUGCCUUCCCUCCAAAAGAAUCAGAUGGUCUCUCAUUUUUUACCCUCAUAAGCGUCAAGCAAAUCCGUCGUCCUCCAGGGGCAUUUCUGUAAAUUCGUGCAAAGCCCCAUGGCGGAAUCGCUGACCUUCAGCCUCCGCAUCGUCGCCGUCGACCACUACAUGGCGGCGCCGAUUCCAGGCCUCGACAUCUCCUACAGUAGCUUCCACGGCGGGAAAGUGAAUGAGGUUCCUGUUAUAAGAAUAUACGGCUCGACUCCUGCUGGUCAGAAAACUUGCUUGCACGUCCAUCGAGUUUUUCCAUAUCUGUAUGUGCCAUGUGCCGAUAUUCACUCUCAGGAAGAAGGUGAUGCAUACGCGCAUGAAAUAUCUCUCGCCAUGGAGAAAGCCUUAAAGCAUAAAAGUAAGACAAGCUCGAAACGGCAACAUGUUCAUGGUUGCAGCCUUGUCCGAGCAAGAAAAUUUUAUGGUUAUCAUUCAUCAGAGGAGCUCUUUGUGAAGAUAUUCUUCUACUACCCCCAUGAUGUCUCUCGUGCUGCUAAUCUCCUUCUGAGUGGUGGCGUUCUUGAUAAAUGUUUACAACCACAUGAAGCACACAUUCCGUUUAUUCUUCAAUUUCUGGUGGACUACAACUUAUAUGGGAUGGGUCAUAUACAUCUGUCUAAAAUGAAGUUUCGUCAUCCUGUACCAGAUGCUUUCUUGCCGAAGAAAUCUAUUAACACUGAACAAGCUAAAAAGGGCAUGGAUCCCUUCACAUGCGCGCCAACGGAUUCUGAGGCAGAUGUAAGUGGUAGCCCAUCUUUUGAUUCAUAUGUUUGGAUAUCUUCCACGGUUCCAGCUGACUGGAUGUGGCCUUCUCCUAGCGAUUUUGAUGUUUCGUCAAAUCCAGAGAUCAACUCUAUUAAAUGUCAAAGUCUUUGUCAACUUGAGGGGGAUGCUACAGUAGAUGAGAUUCUUAAUCAGCAGUUUAAAAUGUACACAUCCUUAUCACAAACUCGUACGGACGUGAAAAUGGUCCAGUCACUUGUACCAAUUUGGGAGGAGGAGUAUGAAAGAACUGGUAUGCAUGAGCUGGAAAUACCUUCUGAUCCUAGCAAACCACUGCCAGAAGAUGUUUUAAGAACUCUCUCACUUGGUCCAGAGUUUAUGAACAAAUUUGUUGACUUGCAUAAUGAAUUGCAUAAUGAAGCAGAAAGUCCUUUGUGUUUGACUCCGUUAGAGAAAGAUGUAACAUCUGUACAGCUGAUGACGUCACCAAAUGAGGCAAAUGCGGUUAGAUUUGCCCAUGUCCUGAAUAAUGAUGACGGAGAAUCUUCAGAGUGCCUUAAAGAACGACGCGUAGUUGGAUCUUUAUCUUCACAGGAGGAAGAUGGUGCAAUCCCCUCUGCAGAGAGGGAUGCCAAUGUUAAAUUCUCAUUUAACGGUGAACUUCCAGCAUCUCAAAUGAUUGAAGCUUUAGAUAAGAAGGUUGCAGAUAAGGACGCCUUGGGUCUUCUAAAGUGGCUUGCCACUUCUCAGGCAGCAGAUGACAUAAAUUCUGAUGAUGAACUUCUGCGUGAUACCAUUUUGAGUCCAUUUUUGCCCGCAACCAGAAUUGAGGAAGUUUUGGAGAAAGCUAAUAUGGAUUAUGAGAGUGAAUCUCAAAAGGAGUGCCAGGACAUUCUUGAUUCAGUUGAUGAUUUUGUUGACUUUAAGGAUAUAAAGGAGAGAGCUGAUUUUACUAAAAAUAGCCGCUGUCCCAACCUUUCAUCUGGAGAUUUUAUUCCCCAAGUGGAUGGUGCUGGCGAUGAUAUGUUUACUCCCCCUGCCCGAUCAACUGAAGAUUUUUAUGCAACUGAGUGCAAGAGAAAUUUUGAUGAGGCUUGUGAACAGCAGGUAUUCUUGGAGGAUACUCUUAGUGGGAAAAAGGUAGUGGAGGAUGCUCACUCAAGCUUUAAUCAUAAGCACAAAAGGAAAAAAUUGUUGUGGGGUUCUUUACCUUUUUCCACAAACGAAAAGUUAAAGGAUGAAAGUUUCUGUACUGAUACCAAAGGCCCCAUCACUACCAGUCCUUUGUCUGGAUAUAUGGGAGAACAUGAACAUUCUUCAAUAAAAAAUGUGAAGACUGAUAUUUGUGAUGGGAAUGAGACUGCUCCACUGGUUGUGUGCUCUGUGCGGGACUUGAUGAGGAGAAAGCGACACCACCGAGUUGAGUCUCUUGAAUGUAGCUCUCAGGGGCUAGAAAAGUCCCUUUCAGAAAUGAAACGAAAAGAUAAUAUCUUCCCAAGAAAUUUAGAUUUUCAAGUGUUUCCUAUUGAUGAGCCUAACAAGAGGCCUUGUGUGUCUCUUAGCUUUCCUCCAUUUGCUGCUUCGCUUCAGGAGGUUUAUGAUGUGAAAGCAACUGGUGAUGACUCUCCUGGAAAACUCCCCAUUUUGUCUAGGAGUGGCAGCUCCUUGGUUGGUAGUACAGCAGAUUAUGGAAAUUUUACUUCUCAUAAAAGUGAUAAUAGCUAUGGUAGUGGAGUGACCACUCUAUCUGGGAACUUCUUAUCCACAGGUCCUUCUUAUGUGACAAGAUCCUCACUUUCUAUGCCUGGCGGUCCUGAUUCUGCAGCUGCUAUCGGCCAUUCUCAGAACAGUCAAGAACCCAGGGUUCUAUUACUGAAGUCUGAUUUUGAGGAUAACACAUUUGCUGCCGAGAGAUUGGAGCCAACAAAUGCUGCUGCUUCAAGCUGUCAUCAAACUGCUGUUGGGCGUGACAAGUUGAAUGUGAAGAGUGGCAAGGAAGGUCGAUCCUCCAGGGAAUUGGAACAUGAGAUGUCUCCUGAGAAAUCAGUUGCAAUGAAUAUGACAACCAACAUAAAUGCUUUAAACAGUGGACAGAGCCAGGGAGGAGAUGUUCCGCUGGUUAUUACAACGGAUCGACAAGAUAUGGACCUAAUUUGUUUGACCUUCUACAGAAAAUCCCCUGCUACUGAUUGGAUUACCGAGCCAUCUAGAAAAGCUUUUUCUGAUUCUUUUAUCUCUCAUCUUCCCUGUCAAGAUAAGGAAUCUCAUGAUGGAGCAUCAGGGAGAGCUUUGGAUGAUUUUCUGCCAUUCUUUAUGGAAGACUGUCAAGGAGAGGCAGAAAUUCAGACCAAGUGCAUUACAGUUAAUGAAUCUACUUCGGAACAUGAAGCUGCUGUUGGUGUCCCCGCACACUAUCAAAAUGAUGGCUCAUACUCGUAUUUGUUAACACCUCUAGUUUCGCCCCCUUCAUCUAAAAAUGUGAAAAGAUGGCUGUCAAUUGGUACUUCAGUGGAGGAAAAUACAAAAUUGAGGAAGCCUACAUCUCACAAAGGAACUUCUAGUACUCCAAAUUGUUCACCAAGUUCUUCACCCGAUGAUUACAACAAGGCGUCUACUGGAUCUGGUUCUAUAUCUCAUCAACCAUAUAUGAAGGCACAAGGGCCACAAGAUAAUUGUGACACUAACAACGUCGAUACCAUAAGGACCCUUGCUUGUAAUGAGGAGACGGCUAUGGUGCAGAGGGAAGGAAAUUCUGCAAAAGUUAAAGCAUAUUCUGAUUGUUCGCUAGAUAUUUCUCAGAUUUCAGGGCCAGGUGGGAGAUCCAAGCCUACGCCUCUUAGUCAAAUUGGAUUCCGAGACCCUGCAAGUGUUGGUGCUGGACAGCAACUGACGCUGUUAAGCAUAGAGGUUCAAGUAGCAUCAAGAGGAGAUCUUCUGCCUGAUCCUCGGUUUGAUGCCGUCAAUGUAAUAACUCUUGCUGUUCAUAAUGACAGUGAUUUUGAUGUUGAACUCCAUGUGCUUUUGCACAGUAAAGCUGAAAAUUGUCAGAGGAAUCUCGACGGAAUUACUGGCUGCACUCUGUUGAUUUUUUAUGAGGAGAAGUACUUGUUUGAUCACUUUAUUAAGUUUGUAUGUUCACUUGACCCAGAUAUUUUGAUGGGUUGGGAUGUUCAGGGAGGUUCACUUGGUUUUCUGGCGGAACGGGCUUCGUAUCUUGGUAUAGGUUUACUUAACAGCAUAUCUCGGACACCAUGUGAAACUAAGAUUGCUGCUGGAGAUUCAGAAAUUCCUGAGAAAGGAGUUCUAGAUAAUGUAAUUCCUGACUCAGUAAUUGCUGAUCCUGUUGUAUUAGAAGAUGCAAUAAUUGAGGAUGAAUGGGGACGGACUCAUGGUAGUGGUGUUCAUGUUGGUGGUAGAAUUGUCCUUAAUGUUUGGCGACUGAUGCGUGGAGAACUUAAGCUUAAUAUGUAUACAAUUGAAGCAGUUGCUGAGGCUGUAUUGAGGAGAAAAAUCCCAUAUAUUUCUUAUAAGGUGCUAAACAGAUGGUUUUCCAGUGGUCCUGACCGAGCAAGAUAUCGAUGUAUUGAAUAUGUGACUGAGAGAGCCAAGUUGAACCUUGAGAUAUUGAACCAACUUGAUAUGAUAAAUCGAACAUCAGAACUUGCUCGUGUAUUUGGCAUUGACUUUUUCUCAGUUCUCUCAAGGGGUUCACAAUAUCGCGUUGAGUCCAUGUACUUGAGAUUGGCACAUACACAAAAUUAUCUAGCUAUUUCUCCCGGGAAUCAUCAGGUUGCUUCUCAACCUGCAAUGGAAUGCCUGCCACUUGUAAUGGAACCAGAGUCUGGUUUUUAUGCAGACCCUGUAGUUGUUUUGGAUUUCCAGUCUCUUUAUCCCUCAAUGAUCAUUGCGUACAACCUGUGCUAUUCUACAUGCCUUGGGAACAUUGCCCCUUCAAAGGCAAAUACACUCGGCGUUAGUCCAUUUUCACCAGAUCCGGAUAUUCUGCGGAAGUUAAAAGAUCAAAUACUGCUUACUCCUAAUGGUGUUAUGUACGUACCUUCAAAGGUUCGUAAAGGUAUAUUACCCCGCUUAUUGGAGGAAAUAUUGUCAACUAGGAUUAUGGUGAAACAAGCAAUGAAAAAGUUGUCUCCUUCACAGCAAGUUCUUCACAGAAUUCUUAAUGCAAGACAGCUAGCUUUGAAACUAAUAGCAAAUGUUACAUAUGGUUAUACUGCUGCUGGGUUUAGUGGUCGCAUGCCUUGUGCAGAGCUUGCAGAUAGUAUUGUUCAGUGUGGUCGUAGAACACUGAAAAAGGCUAUUUCAUUUGUAAAUGCUAAUGACAAGUGGAAGGCCAAAGUUAUUUAUGGCGACACUGACAGUAUGUUUGUACUCCUAAAGGGACGUUCUCUUGAAGAUGCUUUUAAAAUUGGGAAUGAGAUUGCAUCUGAAAUCACUGCAAUGAGUCCAAAUCCAGUUGCUCUUAAAAUGGAAAAGGUUUAUCAUCCGUGCUUCCUCCUUACUAAGAAGCGAUAUGUUGGUUAUAGCUAUGAAAGCCCUAAGCAAGUGGACCCUGUUUUUGAUGCUAAAGGUAUUGAGACAGUUCGCAGGGAUACAUGUGAGGCUGUUUCCAAAACAAUGGAGCAGUCUUUGAGACUCUUUUUCGAACAACAGGACAUUUUUGAGGUAAAAGCAUAUCUGCAGCGUCAAUGGAAGCGGAUCCUGUCAGGAAGGGUGUCUCUUCAGGAUUUUGUCUUUGUGAAGGAAGUUCGGUUAGGCACCUACCGUACAAGGGAUUCCUCAUUACUCCCACCAGCUGCAAUAGUGGCCACUAAAGCAAUAAGAACUGAUCCAAGGGCGGAGCCACGUUAUGGAGAACGAGUUCCUUAUGUCGUCAUACACGGGGAGCCGGGGGCUCGUCUGGUUGAUAUGGUUGUGGAUCCCUUGGAACUCUUGACUGUUGGUUCACCCUACAGAUUAAAUGAUCUGUAUUACAUCAACAAGCAGAUACUCCCAGCGCUGCAGCGGGCGUUUGGACUUGUUGGAGCCGACUUGAAGAAGUGGUUCUUGGAAAUGCCCCGACCAGUCCGGGAGUCAUUUUCCAAACGCCCCCUCUUCACUUCAAACCCCCAUCGAACCCGAAUUGAUUAUUACUAUCUCUCAAAACAUUGUAUAGUUUGUGGCGAGUUGGUCGAUGCAUCAACCCAUCUCUGCAAGCAAUGUUCCCAAAACAAAACUGCAGCUGUAACUGCCGUUGUUGGAAGAACUUCAAAGUUGGAGAGAGAGAUGCAACAUCUUGCUGCUAUAUGUCGACAUUGUGGUGGCGGAGACUGGCUUGUGGAAAGUGGUGUAAAGUGCACUUCGCUUGCUUGUCCUGUGUUCUAUGAGAGGUGCAAGGUCCAGAAAGAACUUCAAGGCCUUGCGGCUGUUGCUGCUGAUCAAGGUCUCUACCCAAAAUGCAUGGUUGAAUGGUUUUAAAUUGCCUCAACAAAACAUGCCCUGAGGCUGUCUGAUGCCAUGUUACAAAAUGAUUAUUUUGUGCCCGUGUACACGUACAAGAAUCAGAAAUUACAUGCAUAAAUGUGUAUAUAAGCAUACUUAUUAAGCUACCCCAUGUUGUACAUAGUUGCUCUUCCUGUUAAUGUUAUAAUUGUUGUACUUGUAAAAUGUACCAUAUUAACAGGUCUUGAAUAGUCGAUUCCUAUUAUUCUUCCCUUUCA